GGGGGCGCAGGAGUAUUAUCUUAAUCAUUGUCUUCUUCGUCGGUGCGCUUGCCAUGUUUGCGGAAGCUUGACUGCAGCUAGCUCAAGGCUGGUUGUCAUUUCUUUGACUGUAGCUUCAAGUUGUGUUUUCUUAUAAAAAUGAAUCUACCAAAGGGACCGGAUUCUCUGUGCUUCGAUAAGGAUGUUUUUAUGAAGGAUGACUUUGACGUUGACCAGUUUGUGGCUGAGUGUCGGAAACAGGUCCAGCUGGAAGAACUGAGAGAGGACCUGGAGCUCUACUACAAGCUGUUGAAAACAGCCAUGGUGGAGCUCAUCAACAAGGACUAUGCAGACUUUGUUAACCUCUCUACCAACCUGGUUGGGAUGGACAAAGCACUCAAUCAGCUUUCUGUGCCAUUAGGACAGUUACGUGAGGAGGUUAUGAGUCUGCGGUCCUGUGUUAGUGAGGUGAUACAGGCGAUAGAUAACCAGCUGUUGAAGCACGAGGACCUGCAGAAAAAAAAGGUGUGUGUGAUGAGGCUGAUUCAGGUUGUACGAUCAGUGGAGAAGAUUGAGAAAAUCCUUCACUCACAGAGUUCCAAGGAAUCCAGCUCUCUGGAGAUCAGCAGCCCCUUGUUAGCAGGACAGAUCCUAGAAAGGAUUGCAACAGAGUUCAACCAGCUGCAGUUCCACGCUGUACAGAGCAAAGGCAUGCCCCUGCUGGACAAAGUCAGACCUCGUAUUGCAGGGAUCACGUCUAUGCUGCAGCAGUCUCUGGAGGGUCUGCUGAUUGAGGGCUUGCAGACAUCGAAUGUGGACAUGGUACGUCACUGCUUGAGGACUUACGCCACCGUAGACAAGACUCGAGAUGCUGAGGCCCUGGUAGGACAGGUGCUCGUCAAACCAUAUAUGGACCAGGUGAUAGUUGAAGAAGUGGUAAAGUCCAGUCCAAGUGGUCUUCAGAUGAUGUACUCUAGACUUUUGGAGUUUGUUCCACACCACUGUAGACUGCUCAGAGAGGUGACUGGAGGAGCCAUAUCCAGUGACAGAGCUGACAUAGUGCCAGGUUAUGAUUUCCUGGUGAACUCUGUUUGGCCAGAGAUGGUCAAAGGCAUAGAGGAAAGGUUGGCCUACAUCUUUAACCCUGGAAACCCCGACAUAUUCUACGAGCGUUACAGUGUAACUAUGGAGUUUGUGCAGAGGUUUGAACGACAGUGUAGCUCACAGGCCAGUGUGAAGAGACUGAGAAUACACCCUUCAUAUACAAGCUUCCAGAACAAAUGGAACCUGCCUGUCUACUUUCAGUUACGAUACAAGGAAAUUGCAGGACGUCUAGAGAAUGCUAUUAGUGAUGGAUUGGUGGCAGCACCAGCUGGCAGUGCAUACCACCUGCAGGUAUCUGAGGUGGUGUGGUCCUGCUUAGUGAGAUGUUGGUCAGACAAUGUCUAUCUGUCACCUCUGGCACAUCGCUUCUGGAAGCUUACGCUGCAGCUGUACUCAAGAUAUGCCAAGUUUCUUGAUGAGGUGCUGACUAAGUCUCCGCCCUCUGAGGUGACUAAGGAGCCAACCAGGCCUCUGCCGAGCUCAGCUUCUUCUACAUCUAGCAGAACAUCACUGGAGGAAGGCGGCAGUGAGAGUGGGAGUCCUGCCUCCCUGUCCACCAAACAGCUGGUUUACAUUGCAGCAGACAUCCAAAAACUGCAGGAGCAGAUCCCAGAGUUGUCAGAGAUGGUCAGAAAGCGGUUUGAAGCCAUUGGAUUCAAAAACUUUUCUCUUGUGGAAGAUGCUCUAGCAGACUCCAAGGCUUCCCUGUCAAGCAGCAUUCCCUCUCUGAACACUAGGAUGACCCAGCAUCUGACCGAACGCAGCUGUCGAUUCCUGAAGAGUGCCUCAGAGGUUCCACGACUCUACCGCAGAACUAAUAAAGAUAUACCGGUGCGUGCAUCAGCGUACAUGGAUAAUGCCUUACGCCCGUUACAUCAGUUACUGACUGAUUCGACAGGGCUGGUCACCCCUCACACAGCACAAGAGUGGCUGCGAGUUUCACUGUCUGAGUGCACACAGAAGUACUAUGAGACCAUCUCAGAGGUGCUGAGCUCAGUCAGAAAGAUGGAAGAGAGUUUGAAACGCUUGAAACAAGCCAGGAAGGGUGCAGCCGCGACUACAACAGCAGGAGCAAAUGGUGGACUAACAGAUGAUGGCAAGAUUCGUCUUCAGCUGGCACUAGAUGUGGAAUACUUGGGGGAACAGAUUCAGAAGAUGGGUCUUCAGCCAACUGACAUCUCUAUGUUCUCCACUCUGAUGGAUCUUGUGAAGGAAGCCAGAGAGCUUGCUGAACAAAACCAAUAAAACAGACUCUGCAAUGACUGAAACACUGAUAUGCAGCACUUCACAUCUUCACAUUUCCUUGAGACUUGUGGAGGAUAAAACCUGUCCGAGUCAUGGGCUGGUAAGAGGUGGAAAAUAAUGGGAAGAAUUAACGCUACUGUAAUCAUUUUCAAACAUUUGUACCAAAUCACUUAGUUCAAUGUAAACUUUGGAACUAGGCUGUAAAUUGUUGGCUGACACAGCAUAGAAACUACUGCUGGAGCAUCAGCAGUUCUGGUGUAGGCAAAAUGGAGAAAAGGGACUGGAUGGUACUAUGAUUAUGUAAUUUUAUGUAACUACUGUAUUGUACUUUCACUGGGCCAGAAAGUUGCAUAGCAAGAGGCUCAAAAUAAGUUACAAAGGGAGUACAUUGAUCAUUAUUUGGUGAUGGAUUAAUCUAAGAGAAGUCUGUUAAUUUGUCACGUGUGCAAAACAGUUGUAUAAUAUAAUAUGUUUAACAUGAAGGUAAUGAAGAACUUUGUACAGAA
This is a messenger RNA of Maylandia zebra (zebra mbuna), 2834 nucleotides long. RefSeq names its product component of oligomeric golgi complex 2 (gene cog2). The record is from RefSeq and is a predicted model, not a curated record. Lineage: Eukaryota; Metazoa; Chordata; Actinopteri; Cichliformes; Cichlidae. Gene Ontology annotation, cellular component: membrane; COG complex. Gene Ontology annotation, biological process: protein transport; intra-Golgi vesicle-mediated transport; Golgi organization.